AUGAGGGCACUCCUGUUGGCGAGUCAUUCAAUUCCUCGAGAGAAAAAUCCACUGGCAGAUGCGCUGCACAACGUACCUCCCGAGCUAACAUCUAACACACCCUUCUCUUCUCUAGUCAACACCUACAUCACCUACCCCAAAGACAACAAGACCCCCGAGAAGGCCAUCGUCUUCUUGACCGACAUCUUCGGCAUCUUCCCCAACUCUCAACUCCUCGCUGACGAGUUCGCCAAGGCUGGAUACUUGACUGUCAUCCCGGAUCUGUUCCAGGGCGACCAGAUCAACGUCGCUGAUAUGGAGUCUGGCAAGGCUGAUCUACCCUCCUGGCUGCCCAAGCACCAGCCCGCCAACGUCGACCCCGUCGUUGAGGCGUCAGUUAGGUACAUCCGCGAGACUUUGGGUGCGAAGAGCGUUGGUGCUGUUGGUUACUGCUUUGGUGCUAAGGCUUAUCUCACUGGGUAUGAAUAUGGGUUUCUAAUGGGCCAUUCUCAGUACGUUACCCGCCUUCUGAUGACCAACAAAGUCGAUGUUGGCUUCGCCGCCCACCCCUCCUUCAUCACCCACGAGGAAUUAGGCGCUAUCCAAGGCCCCUUGUCCAUUGCUGCUGCCGAAAUCGACUCCAUCUUCACCACCCAACUCCGUCAUGAAUCCGAGAACACCCUCAUUAAGGCCGGUCACCCCUGGCAAAUCAACCUGUUCAGCGGCGUGGCCCACGGCUUUGCAAUUCGCGGCGAUAUGAACGUCAGGAUUCAGAGGUGGGCUAAGGAGCAGGCUUUUGUCCAGGCCGUUUCUUGGUUCAAUCAGCACUUACGUGGAGAAAUUUUUGUUGUGAUCCAUCUUGGGAUUCAUGGAUCCGGGCAUACAUAA
Messenger RNA from Aspergillus oryzae RIB40, 867 nucleotides. RefSeq lists its product as uncharacterized. NCBI's taxonomy places the organism in Eukaryota, Fungi, Ascomycota, Eurotiomycetes, Eurotiales, Aspergillaceae. Gene Ontology annotation, molecular function: hydrolase activity. The transcript has 5 exons. The record is from RefSeq and is a predicted model, not a curated record. The coding region runs from base 1 to 867 and encodes 288 amino acids.